AUGAAAACAUUUGUUAUAACUCCAUUUCAUAAUACUAAAUUAAUCAUAGAAAGAUUACUUAAAGAUUCUAAUUCUAUAUUAUUAGAAGGAGAAGCAGGAUGUGGAAAAAGUUCAUUAUUAAAAUAUAUUGCAGAAGAACAACAUAUGAAAAUGCUUUCAGUUCAUUUUGGAGAUGAUAUAGAUGCAAAAGCAUUAAUUGGAUCAUAUAUUACAAGUGAUAGUUUUAGUGAAUUUAAAUGGAAAGAUGGAUCAUUAACAACAUCAAUAAAAGAAGGAUAUUGGUUUUUAUUAGAAGAUAUAGAUACAGCACCACCAGAUGUUAUUUCAUUAAUUUUACCAUUAUUAAAAACAAGAACAUUUUUUAUUCCAAAUAGAUCAGAAAGUAUUAUUGUUCAUCCUAAUUUUAGAUUAAUAGGUACACGUACUAUUUAUAAAGGAGGAAUGAAAAUAAAUACAUUUCAUUCAAUACUUUCUUCACAUUUUACUAUUAUUUCAAUGCCAGAAAUGAAAAUAGAAGAAUUAACUCAAUUAUUAAUUUGUCUUUAUCAAAGAAUUAAAAUUAUUUUACCAACAAUUUUAGAAUGUCAUAAAACUAUAAAAUUAAAUGGAAUUACUGGUACUUUACGUCAAUUAUUAUCAUUUUGUAAAAGAAUUGAACAACAAAUUCCAAAUGAAGUUAAAUUAAAUCAAAUUACUACUCAAAUCAAAUAUAUUAUUCUUUUUGAAUGUGAUAAUGUUUAUCUUUCAAAUGAACUUCAAAAAAGAAUAGAAAUACUUCAAAUAGUUGCACAAAGAAUUCAAAUUCCAUCAAUUGAUUUUAUGAUAAAUGGAUAUAAACCAAUAAUAGAAAUAAAUAAUAAAGAAAUUACAAUUGGUCAUAUUAAAUUAAAUAGAAAUCCACCACCUAUUCCACCACCACCAGAAAAUCCAUUUUCCAUUUUCUAA
Messenger RNA from Entamoeba dispar SAW760, 945 nucleotides. RefSeq lists its product as uncharacterized. Gene Ontology annotation, biological process: rRNA processing; ribosomal large subunit assembly. NCBI's taxonomy places the organism in Eukaryota, Evosea, Mastigamoebida, Endamoebidae. The coding region runs from base 1 to 945 and encodes 314 amino acids. The transcript has a single exon. The record is from RefSeq and is a predicted model, not a curated record. Gene Ontology annotation, molecular function: ATP hydrolysis activity; ATP binding. Gene Ontology annotation, cellular component: preribosome, large subunit precursor.